Metarhizium robertsii ARSEF 23 is the source of this 780-nucleotide messenger RNA. RefSeq names its product nuclear pore complex component. Lineage: Eukaryota; Fungi; Ascomycota; Sordariomycetes; Hypocreales; Clavicipitaceae. Gene Ontology annotation, cellular component: nuclear pore transmembrane ring; nuclear outer membrane. The transcript has 2 exons. The coding region runs from base 1 to 780 and encodes 259 amino acids. Gene Ontology annotation, biological process: spindle pole body duplication; protein import into nucleus. The record is from RefSeq and is a predicted model, not a curated record.
AUGUCGACUCCUGUCCAGUCGACGCCCACCAAGGCAGCUCCCGCUGUUGACAGUCCUGGCACAUGGCGGCAUCCGCGAUUAAAUGAAAUCACCCGAAGGCAGAGUGCGACGAAUUUCUCCGAGAAAAAUAUUCGGCAAAUAGCCUACAAUAUAGUUGCCUUAUUAGUCCUGUGGUCCCUUCGACUGCUUGCCAAAAUGAAGAUCAACCCCCAAAUUGUCUCCAGCACAUUCCGAACGUACUUGAGUUGGGCGUGGUUCGUGUUUCAAAUCAUCCCAUUCAUUCAAAUAUGCCUCGCCUGUCUACCACUUGUCCGCGCCAAGGACGACCUCUCCGACAUCCCUUUGACCGGUGCCCAACGAAAGCUGCUGGGUCUUCCGCCAACUUCCGCCCCGCCGACUCCAGAUGCCAAGUUCAGUACGCCUCCACGGUACUCGAGGACGCCUUCGAUUGCUGGAUCUGUCGGAAGCAGGGGCAGCUAUGCUAGCUCACCGCUGUCCGGACGAGGCAGUCCGCUUAUUCAGGGCUCCUUUGGGGCUUCUGGUUCACAAUACUCCCCAGUGGGUAGCCCGGUCUUUCAAAAGAGUAUUAGUGGGCUAGGAAAUGGUCGACGAUCAUCAUUCGGAUCAGGCAGCCCCUUUGCUCAGAGUACGUCGGCAAACUUGUUUUCGGAUCCAGGCUCUCCCAGCCCCUCUGGAGGCAAGCGCACAAGUGUAGGGCUCAACAGCAAAUGGCUGUAUGAGAGAGGGAGACGGUCCUCUGGCAGCGCAUGGCUUCAUUAG